AGCACUGGUGCCAUGUGAGGAAAGUGAUAAGGACCGGGUGUCAUCAAGGUGGAAUUUCUCUUUGACACUCCCAGGACUUCAUCAUCAGAUUCUCCCCCGAGGGUCCCGCCCUCUCCUCCCACCCAAGCCUGGUGUGAGGCCUUCUGGUCUUCAGGUCCUGCUUCACCUCAGCUGGGCCCGGCUGCCACCCCUGCUUAUCUGCCCCCAGAACGUCAGGUGCCCGGGCCGUGCGUGACUCAGUGUCUGUCUCCUGGCUGAGCUCAGCUUGGGCACGGGGACGGGGGAGAGGGCAGUUUCUUCUGAGACUGGUGGUGACUCAGGGGCCUGGGGCCUUUGUGCCUUUCUUUGUUGGCCAUGGCUCAGGAAUCCAGAGAAACUGGUCAGGGGGCGGCCCCUGGGAUCCGUCCCUCCUCUGUCCCGCCCCUCCUCCAGAGGCGUAUAACUGCACCUGUGUCCUCAUUGCUGGCGGCAGCUGGCGGCGGCGGGAAGGCACUGGUCGGGUCACACUUUCUGAGGCCGGCAGGUGGCGGCGGCAGCGACUGGCUUUGUCUGUCUGGCCUCUUGGGGAAAGGCUCUCCCUUCCCCCGGUGGAGCUCAGACUCCUCACUAGGAAGCCUACGACCCUCAGCCGCCGAGCCAUGGCGUCCAUGGGGCUGCAGGUGCUGGGCCUGGCGCUGGCCGUGCUGGGCUGGCUGGGGGCCAUCCUGAGCUGCGCGCUGCCCAUGUGGCGCGUGUCGGCCUUCAUCGGCAGCAACAUCGUCACGGCGCAGACCAACUGGGAGGGCCUGUGGAUGAACUGCGUGGUGCAGAGCACCGGCCAGAUGCAGUGCAAGGUGUACGACUCGCUGCUGGCGCUGGCGCAGGACCUGCAGGCGGCUCGUGCGCUCAUGGUGGUCUGCAUCAUCGUGGCCGCGCUGGGCAUGCUGCUGUCCGUGGUCGGAGGCAAGUGCACCAACUGCCUGGAGGACGAGACCACCAAGGCCAAGACCAUGAUUGUGGCGGGCGUGGUGUUCCUGCUGGCCGGCGUGCUGGCCAUAGUGCCGGUGUCCUGGAUGGCCAAUAACAUCAUCCGCGACUUCUACAACCCGCUGGUGGCCUCGGGGCAGAAGCGGGAGAUGGGGGCCGCACUCUACAUCGGCUGGGCCGCCUCGGGGCUGCUGCUGCUCGGGGGCGCCCUCCUGUGCUGCAACUGCCCACCCCGCACUGACAAGCCCUACUCAGCCAAGUACUCGGCCGCCCGCUCUGCCACGACCACCAACUACGUGUAGGAGCUGCGUGCUGCUGUCCCUUUCGGCUUUGUUUUUCCCUGGCCUGAACUCCGCCCAUCCAGCCAGUGACCCCAGGAUGGCCCUGCCACAGAUGGACAAGCAGGGACGGAGCAGCCCUUGGGCUGUGCUGGCUCCUGCCCACCUCACCAUGGCCUCUUCCCCUUGGGCGGGAUGGACAGGAAGACUCCUGAGCCAGCCACCCCCUCCGCACUGUGGUGGACACGGGGAGAGGGGGGAAUCCACAUGGCGUGGGGUGGCCUGGGGAGCUGGCUCCUGCUGGCCAGGACCGCUCAGCCCAACCUCAGGCUCUCCAAGGGGCCCUGCCCACCCCAGUGUUGGCUGCAAUCCCUUUCCUGUCCUCAUCCCUCUGUCACUGCAGUUCUUCUCUUGCCACUUUUCCCACGUUCCUGGGAGCCCCAGGCCUUGGCCUGACGGACGGUGGAUGGCAGGUGUCUGGGUGGAUCCGUGAUCACGACGUGGAAAUCUGCCGCAGUGGAAACCUGUCCCACCCGCGAGCAAGAGCCAGAGCCAGGGCCUCCCACCCACCUGUCCCAGAGUGGCAAAGACUGGAUGGACGGGUUUGUGGGAGGGGUGAAGGUGGAAUAAACAGGUUUGGGUAGGCUUGGGGGAGGGUCCCAGGACUUCCCCUGCCUUCCCUCUGGUUUGUUUUUGUAAUUUAAGACGUUGUAUUCAUCACUGUAAUUAUUAUUUUCUACAAUAAAUGAACCUGUGCACAGGA
Messenger RNA from Heterocephalus glaber (naked mole-rat), 2007 nucleotides. RefSeq names its product claudin 4 (gene Cldn4). Gene Ontology annotation, molecular function: structural molecule activity. The record is from RefSeq and is a predicted model, not a curated record. NCBI's taxonomy places the organism in Eukaryota, Metazoa, Chordata, Mammalia, Rodentia, Bathyergidae. Gene Ontology annotation, cellular component: bicellular tight junction; membrane.